AUGAAGCUCACGUGGCCACGUCUCCUGAGAGGACCCAUGAUGCAGCGCUUGACGCUUGCUGGCGUCUGCGCCUACAUGAUCGCAGCCACGGCCUUCUUCUUGCUUCACCGCCAGUACACGGCGACCACCCGUCACAGCCAUGCAUCGAGCCAUACGCCACUGCGGCACGCCGACUGCAGCUACCAGACGACAGGUUUUGCCGAGCAGUACGAAGCGAUCUAUGCGAGCGCGCCGUCCCCGCCGACGUCGCUCCAAGCCCUCCGACGGUACACGAUCCAUACAGGCCAUGCGCAUGCCUCAUCGUGCUCGCUGUAG
Messenger RNA from Saprolegnia parasitica CBS 223.65, 315 nucleotides. RefSeq lists its product as hypothetical. Bases 1 to 315 code for a protein of 104 amino acids. The record is from RefSeq and is a predicted model, not a curated record. The transcript is spliced from 2 exons. Lineage: Eukaryota; Oomycota; Saprolegniomycetes; Saprolegniales; Saprolegniaceae.